AUGGCUGAGAACAAGUCAGCCUUCUCCUUGUUUUCUACCUUGACCCUCACUGGGGGUCGCAUACCCAAACCCAUCACCCUUUCCAGAGCAGAGUCGUUCCCUGCCUGUCGGUUCAAUCACACGCGUGGGAAGUUCCAGAACCGGUUGGGGGGAUGGAAGGCCGCCGACGUACCAAAGCACUGUGGCCACCUCACUCUCAAGCUCGGAGAACGUCUUGGGAGCGGUCGAUCUGGCUGGGUGUACGAGGUAGAGGCCGUUUCCAUUCACCCACCUCAGGGACGUACCGCACCUCCUAUCCUGCACGCUAAGUCUGCGCUCUGCAUCAAGAUAGCUCGACCGAACCGAUGCCGAACGCUCGCUCGGGAGGCAUGGGUGUACGAACGUCUCCCCGAACCGGAUUGGCAAGGUGUCAUAACCCCGCGAGUCUAUGGUUUCUUCACGACCACUCUGCCCCCAAAUCCUGCUGCGCAUCCGCCGUGGUAUCGACACCACUAUCAUGGAUCUUCUCUAGAGUCCGAUGAUCCCACCCGCGACGAACAGACUUCGCCUGUGCCAUCCGAUGACGAUCCCACCCGCGACGACGAUCUUCCGGACGAUGAACCCAAGGAGAGUUACGGUGAACCAGGGCCGGGCGCCCGAGAGCUUUCCGAGUGGCUUGACUGGCAUCCAAACCCCGAUGCGCCGCUGCUUUCUGUCCUGCUCAUGUCGCGAGGAGGACCGGCCUACUCCGUCGCGGAUGACGAUCAUGACACCAAGACCCUACACGACAUUGCCAUGAUUCUGGAAGAUUUGUCCUUUAGCGCUAUUUUGCACGAGGACAUCCGGCCGCCCAACCUCCUACGCGCGCCUGCAGACACACAAGAGUGUCCACGUCAUAAGUGCAUUCACCGGUGGAAUCUGGUCGAUUUCCCUUGGUCGGUAGUAGAUGAGCGAAGCCAGGAGAGGGGGAGGGAUUAA
This is a messenger RNA of Epithele typhae, 957 nucleotides long. RefSeq lists its product as uncharacterized. Gene Ontology annotation, molecular function: protein kinase activity; ATP binding. Lineage: Eukaryota; Fungi; Basidiomycota; Agaricomycetes; Polyporales; Epitheliaceae. Gene Ontology annotation, biological process: protein phosphorylation. The record is from RefSeq and is a predicted model, not a curated record. The transcript is spliced from 4 exons. The coding region runs from base 1 to 957 and encodes 318 amino acids.